GGACCGUUUCUGUAAAUAUGUAGAUGUAGUCACUGUAGUGUAAAUGCGAGCUGUAAGGAAAACAAACCCAAAAUACAAGCGGAUAUUACGGUGCUGUAAUUUUACUAGUCACCACUCCCACGGCUAGGACUGCUAGCGUCACUAGUCUACCUGCCGCAACAACAAUCACAUCACACUAGAAGAAUCUGCAUUUAAAUUAAAAUAGGUGUUUGUGUUGAAGGUGCGAGUAGCUGGUUACCAAUAAUCGAAGCCUUCCUUUCGGCGGGGGACGGAAGAUGAGAAUGCCGUGACUGAGGCUGUUGUAAUAUUUCAUAUCUGAUGUUUUGGGUUUGGCUUGUAAUAAUAUUUCGAGCGUGCUUGUGAGAGAGCGGAGCUGGGGGCCCAGCCCCUUUCAACAGGGGGAAAAUAACAGAGAAGUGCCCGAUUGACUGUGAGCAGUGGGUUUCUUCUUGCGCCCUGAUAGUAUUACACAACCCGGUGUUUUUAGAGGACGCCCCGUUCUCCUACUAAAGUACAAUCACAGAACAAACCAGACAACAAGGUCAGCGAUUAAGAAGUGUGAUUCGACUGGAAAAGCAGCUUUAACGGGCUAGUUAGUGUAAGUGAUCACGCCUUACCCUUUGUGUGUGUGUGAAGUACGAGUCCUCGGGAAUACAUCACGCUGAGAGAUACUGUAAUCGCCGUUCACAAAACCCGCAAGUGUCUUUGUUGUGGAGCCUGCGUGUUUGUUUGUUUUUAACCUGUGUGGUGUACGAGCCCUGACCCAGUUUGGCCUAGAGAGAAGAGGCAAGCUUUAUUAAAUCUUGCACAUCGUUGUUCUGUUUAAGAGGCCUGCUGCAGCAGUGAACCGGGUAUCCCACACCUCCCCGGUGAAGCUGAACAGGUCCGAAGAAGAAUAAAGCCUUUCUGGAAGACAUUUUCUGAUGUCGGAUUUCCUCUGAAACGGUUCCAGAUAUGAUACCGAUGAUAUUAACCGUGUACCUAAGCAACAAUGAGCAGGUUUUAACAGAGGUUCCCAUAACUCCAGAAACAUCUUGUCGUGAUGUGGUUGAAUUCUGCAAGGAGCCGGGAGAAACGGGCUGCCAUUUAGCAGAGGUGUGGCGAGGAAAUGAGCGAGCAAUACCUGUCGAUCACAUGAUGUAUGAACAUCUGCAGAAAUGGGGCCCUCGGAGGCAAGAAGUGACGUUUUUUCUGCGUCAUGAGGAGUCUCCAGCAGAGAGCAGUGAGCAGGGUGGCCAACAAGCGCAAGAUCAACCGAACAGAAGAAACGGAGUUAACAUGCCUGCAGACAAGCACUGUGAAAACGGGGUUGGGAAUCCUCGUGUGGAGCUCACUCUUUCAGAGCUCCAGGAAAUGGCCACAAGACAACAGCAGCAGAUUGAGGCUCAGCAGCAGAUGCUCGUUGCUAAGGAACAACGUCUUCGAUACUUGAAACAGCAGGAGCGGCGGCAGCAGCAGUCCAUUUCAGAGAGCGAGAAGCUGCAGAAGCUGAAAGAAAGAGUAGAAAAUCAAGAGGCCAAACUGAAGAAGAUCAGAGCGAUGAGAGGACAAGUGGAUUAUAGCAAAGUCAUGAAUGGCAAUCUCUCAGCAGAAGUGGAGCACAUUCACGCCAUGUUUCAGGAGAAGCAGCUCGAGCUGCAGUCGGCCGUGCUGAAGGUGGACCAGCUGAGCCAGCAGCUGGAGGACCUCAGGAAAGGGAAGCUGAGCGGAUUCCAGUCCUUCAGUGGGCAGGUGACGGGGGCCGCAGCACUGGAGCUGAAGAAACUCUACCAGGAGCUGCAGAUCCGCAACAAGCUGAACCAGGAGCAGAAUAGCAAGCUUCAGCACCAGAAGGAGGUGCUGAACAAGCGCAACAUGGAGGUGUCCAUGAUGGACAAGCGCGUCAACGAGUUGAGGGACCGGCUCUACAAGAAAAAAGCUGAGGCACGUCAAAAAGAAAACAUCCCUUUAAAUCGGAUUAACGGGAUCCCCUCUCCUCAGCCAGUCCCUGCUCAUUCAGGCAGAGUGGCGGCUAUAGGGCCUUAUAUCCAAGCCCCUGCUCCUGGCAGACCCGAGGGGAGCUAUCACAUUCCAGGAGACCCGGUCAAGCCACAGUCCCUCACUGUCUCGGGCAGCACCAGCCAUGCUAGAUCAAAGUCAGAGACAGAUGGUCGAUGUUUGAAAAAAUCUCCAGGUACCUGGAAGGUUUCUGAUUUAGACAUCAUAGUGGAUCCUGUCUUGUCAACUCCCACUGCAUCUCUGCAGUCUCCAGAUCACAGAUACACCCACUUGGCAUCCUCUUCUGUGUCUGACACACUGUUUUCUAAUGAUGCAAACUGGCCCACCCUUAACAAGCAGGGGUCCCCCUCCACGAUGAAAAGAUCACACAUUGACUGGAAGGAGUCCAGUAUGGACACGGCUCUCAAAGCUGGGCAGAGUCAGCCUGUACCCAGCACACAAGCCAGCGAGAAGGGGAUAGAUCCUGUAACGGUGCCACCAUAUGUGCCUAACGUACCUAAACAGCUGCAACAGAAUUAUGGGACCUACCCCAGUCCUGUCCUAACGGGGGCCGGUUCUACAAGCUCUCUGGAAAGAAGAAAAGACAGCAGUCUGCCAAGACCCGGCUCGAACCCGCCCAAUUGGCAGAGACCCGGCCCUCCGGUACCAUCUGCGACCGUCUACCAGCCUGGGUCUGGGUCUUUGCCUGGGUUUUCUCAGCAGAUUCAGCACAGAAUGUCUGUGCCGCCGAGCCCCUCCUACCAGCCAGGCAGCUCACCCGUGUUCCCACCCGGGGAAAACAGACCUGAUCCCCCGCUGGCUGUGGCGGUCAGACCUUUCCUUACAGACAAGGGCUCCCGGCCUCAGUCUCCAAGGAAAGGUCCCCAGACUGUCAAUUCCAGCUCUAUAUACUCCAUGUACCUUCAGCAAGCUACGCCACCAAAGAGCCAUCAGCAGAACAUCUACAGCACCUUAAGCAAAGUACCAGCAGUCAAAGCAGUUUAUGGAAAACCAGUGUUGGCACCCAGUUCGGCACCCAGUUCAGCACCCUCAUCGCCAUUGCCUUUCCUUCAAGGGCUGCCCUACCCCUCAUCUCAGCCUCUGUCUCAGGAGGACGGUACUGACCAGGAGAUUGAGCUGGAGAACCUGCCCCCUCAUCCCCCCGGAGAGGGGAACCCCAGUGUGGACAACAUCCACCGGCCACUCAGCCCCACUAAGCUCACCCCCAUCGUGCACUCCCCCCUGCGCUACCAGAGUGAUGCCGACCUGGAGUUCCUGCGUAAGAAGCUGGCCAAUGCCCCGCGGCCCCUGAAGAAGCGCAGCUCCAUCACGGAGCCCGAGGGACCCAGCGGGCCCAACAUCCAGAAGCUGCUCUACCAGCGCUUCAACACGCUGGCAGGGGGCAUGGAGAGCACCGGCACCCCCUUCUACCAGCCCACCAACCCGUCCGACUAUAUGGGAGGGGUGCUGGCUGACGUGGACAACGGGAACCUGCCGGAACCGACCACCAUCCCCCCGCCGCCCCCCAGCCAGCUCCCUUCCCCCUCCCUGGAGCCACAGCUCCCCUCCUCAGACGCCAACGACAACGAGCUUCCAUCACCUCCCAUGGAAGAGCUGACCACCGACGAUGCCAACCAGCCCGCUGACACCACCGAGGACAGUAACAACAAUCCUGCCACAGUCCCCGAGCAGCUGCCCAGCCCUAUCCCCGAGGUCAGCUCUCCAGAGGAGGCUGAUGUCCUUCCCCUGCCCCCAGGACCCCUGCCACAGCCCCCUGUAAAGCGUACCAAUUUAAAGAAGCCCAAUUCUGAGCGCACUGGCCAUGGACUGAGGGUGAAAUUCAAUCCCCUGGCCCUCCUCCUUGAUGCUUCCUUGGAAGGGGAAUUCGACUUGGUGCAAAGAAUUAUUUAUGAGGUUGAAAACCCCAGCACCCCUAAUGAUGAAGGUAUAACUCCACUACACAAUGCAGUGUGUGCGGGUCAUCAUCACAUUGUGAAAUUCCUGCUAGAUUUUGGAGUAAAUGUCAAUGCUGCUGACAGCGAUGGAUGGACGCCAUUGCACUGCGCUGCUUCUUGUAACAGUGUUCAUCUCUGCAAACUCCUGGUGGAGUCUGGAGCAGCCAUUUUUGCUUCGACUAUUAGUGAUGUGGAAACUGCUGCAGACAAGUGUGAGGAGAUGGAGGAGGGCUACAUCCAGUGCUCUCAGUUCCUCUAUGAGCAAGAUUUGCAAGUGCAGUCUCUUGUAAAGCGUUGUUUUGAUGUUGCUCUGCUCCUCUCAGGAGUACAGGAAAAGCUGGGCGUGAUGAACAAAGGCACAGUGUAUGCGCUGUGGCAAUACGAAGCCCAGAACAAUGACGAGCUCUCUUUCCGGGAAGGAGAUGCCAUCACCAUUCUGAGGCGCAAAGAUGACAGUGAGACAGAGUGGUGGUGGGGGCGCCUCAAUGACAAGGAAGGCUAUGUCCCUCGCAAUCUGUUAGGGCUGUACCCAAGAAUAAAGCAGAGACAACGUUCCCUGGCAUAAAAUCCAAGUAGCGUCAGAAACGGCUGUAAUUGUCAAUGAAAUAACUGGAAUUGUAAAGACUGGAGACAUUCUCUUCUGGGAAACAAAAUAGCUGCUGUCAUUUUCAAGAGUGGUGCUGUUCUCCUGACCAUGGGCAGUGUUUUAAAACAAAUCAUUUUAUAAAUCACACAGAACUUCUCAUUACAGAUUUUGUUUUGAACACUAAAGUUUCUGGCA
Molecule: messenger RNA, 4713 nt
Organism: Polyodon spathula (Mississippi paddlefish)
Lineage: Eukaryota; Metazoa; Chordata; Actinopteri; Acipenseriformes; Polyodontidae
Product: apoptosis-stimulating of p53 protein 1-like
Exons: 18
Coding region: 955-4497 (1180 amino acids)
Biological process (GO): regulation of apoptotic process
Cellular component (GO): nucleus
Molecular function (GO): p53 binding
Source: RefSeq, a predicted model, not a curated record